GGCGCCGAGGGGGCGGGCGGAGCGUGCCGGAAAGCGCGAGGGGCCGGGUUGGGAGAAAGGAAAGGGACGGAGCGGCCGGGACGGGUGAAACAAAGCCGCUGUUACACUGCCGGUGAGGAAGGGAGGAAAGAAGGAAGGAAGGAAAGGAAGAAAGAAGGGCGUUCUGAACGUUCCCGCUGAGAAGCGGCCGGCCGGGCCCGCAGCGGAGGCCGUGAGGUGACCGUGCAGCGCUGACGUUUCGGGAUGGCCGGUGCCUCUUCUGCAGAGCUGGAUUCCCUUGGGAAGAGCAUGGAAAUCUGAGGCUCCUGCCCGUUAAACAGUGGAUUCAGUGCCUUGGAGGUGCUGCACAUGCUGGAUCUGCCUGGCUCCCUGAUGUGUCCCGGCAUGGCAGCUAGGUGACAGUGGUUGAGGAUGACCCUGACUGAAAAGCUGCGUGAGAGGAUAUCGCGGGCCUUCUACAACCACGGGCUGCUGUGUGCUUCCUACCCCAUCCCCAUCAUCCUCUUCACUGGCCUCUGCAUUUUGGCCUGCUGCUACCCGCUGCUUAAGCUGCCCUUACCUGGAACAGGACCUGUGGAGUUCAGCACCCCAGUGAAGGAUUACUUUCCACCCUCCCCAGAUGUGGUCUCACAGCAGGGAGAUCUCAGCGAGCGCCCUGACUGGUAUGUUGGUGCUCCCGUGGCCUACAUCCAGCAGAUCUUUGUGAAAGCCACCGUCUCCCCAUGGCAGAAGAACUUCCUUGCUGUUGAUGUCUUUCGUUCGCCGCUGUCCCGCGUCUUCCAGCUGGUGGAGGAGAUUCGGAACCAUGCCCUGAGAGACAGCUCUGGUGUCAAAAGCCUGGAGGAGGUUUGCCUUCAGGUAACAGACCUUCUUCCUGGCCUCAAGAAGCUGCGAAAUCUGCUCCCCGAACACGGCUGUCUGUUGCUGUCUCCAGGGAACUUCUGGCAGAAUGAUCGAGAGCGAUUCAACGCUGACCCAGAUAUCAUCAAAACCAUCCACCAGCACGAACCAAAGGCUCUGCAGACGUCAGCUACUCUCAAAGAUCUGUUGUUUGGACUCCCUGGGAAAUACAGUGGGGUGAACCUGUACAACAGGAAGCGAGUGGUGUCGUACACUGUCACACUGGGUCUCCAACGAUAUGACUCCAGGUUCCUCAGCAGCCUCCGUUCUCGCCUCAAGCUGCUGCAUCCCAGUCCGAACUGCACGCUGCGGGAGGACAGCAUCGUUCACGUGCACUUCAAGGAGGAGAUUGGCAUUGCUGAGCUCAUACCCCUCGUCACCACCUACAUUAUACUCUUCGCUUACAUCUACUUCUCCACACGGAAGAUUGACAUGGUGAAAUCGAAAUGGGGUCUGGCUCUGGCAGCUGUUGUGACAGUGCUCAGCUCUCUGCUUAUGUCAGUCGGGCUGUGCACACUGUUUGGUUUGACACCUACUCUUAAUGGAGGUUCUGUUCCUGUAUCCUUUAGAGAGAUAUUUCCAUACUUGGUUGUUGUCAUUGGCCUGGAGAACGUGUUGGUUCUCACCAAGUCUGUUGUCUCUACGCCCGUUGACCUGGAAGUGAAGCUCCGCAUUGCCCAAGGUUUGAGCAAUGAAAGCUGGUCAAUUAUGAAGAAUAUGGCCACAGAGCUUGGGAUCAUCCUGAUCGGGUAUUUCACCCUUGUCCCGGCCAUCCAGGAGUUCUGCCUCUUCGCAGUGGUCGGCCUGGUGUCUGACUUCUUUCUGCAGAUGCUCUUCUUCACUACGGUGCUGUCCAUCGACAUUCGCCGCAUGGAGCUCGCCGACCUGAACAAACGGUUGCCAGCAGAGGCCUGCCUGCCCCCAGCAAAGCCCGCCAGCCGCUCGCAGCGCUACGAGAGGCAGCCAGCAGUGCGGCCUGCAACCCCACACACCAUCACACUGCAGCCAUCAUCCUUCAGGAAUCUGCGACUGCCAAAGAGGCUGAGGGUCAUCUACUUCUUUGCCAGGACCCGCCUGGCCCAGAGACUCAUCAUGGCUGGGACAGUGAUCUGGAUUGGAAUCCUGGUUUAUACGGAUCCUGCUGGUCUCCGCACCUACCUCACAUCGCAGGUCACUGAACAGAGCCCUCUGGGUGAAGCAGGCCUGCCUCCUAUGCCCGUUCCUGGAGGGGUCCUUCCUGCUGGAGACCCCAAGAUUGAUCUCUCUGUCUUCCCAUCGGACCCCAUACAGCUGUCAGAGAACCAAACCCAGCAGCGCGAGCAGCAGGCGGGGUUGGAGCCCCUGGGCAGGCUGGAGACAAACCAGCACAGUUGGGCCCAAGGACCAGAGGGCAGAGGGAACGGGCAAACAGAGCUGGGAACUGAAGCAGAGGUCACCUGGGGAGCAGAGGAUGAAGAGAUUUGGAGGAAGCUUUCCUUCAGACACUGGCCAUCCCUUUUCAGCUAUUACAACAUCACUCUGGCCAAGAGGUACAUCAGCAUCCUUCCGGCUAUCCCAGUCACGCUGUACCUGAACCCACAGGAGGCCUUGGAAGUGCGGCACCCCCAGGAGGCCAACCGCUACCACCCCUUCUUGUCCUCCAGUGGUGGGAAGUUGAAUGCUGAAGCUCAGCCUGACCAGACAUCAUCCAGGCUGCAAGGGCACCGGGAUGUCACCCUUUACAAGGUGGCUGCGCUGGGCCUGGCCUCGGGCAUUCUCCUGGUCCUGCUGCUCUUCUGCCUCUACCGGCUGUUGUGCCCCAAGAACUACGGGCAGAACGGGCUCUCACACAGCAGGAGGAGGAGGGGGGACCUGCCCUGUGAUGACUAUGGUUACUCCCCACCCGAGACUGAGAUCGUCCCCCUGGUUCUCAGGGGUCACCUCAUGGACAUUGAAUGUCUGGCUAGUGAUGGGAUGCUGCUCGUCAGCUGCUGCCUGGUGGGACAGAUCCGUGUGUGGGAUGCUCAGACUGGAGACUGCCUCACUGUCAUCCCCAAGCCCAGGUUACGAAGAGACAGCAGUGGCAUUUUUGACUACCAGGAAAGCUGGGAUCACAGCCCGGAUGGCAAAACCGGUCUGGACGACUCUUUUGAGAGCAGCCAUCAGCUGAAGAGGAUGCUGAGCCCUCCCCAGCCCCCCCUCUUCUGUGACCAGCCAGACCUCACGUCCCUCAUCGACACCAACUUCUCGGAGCAGGUGAAGGUGGCCGAGUCUGAGCCGCGGCUCCGUGCUGUGGGCGGCCGCCAGAAGGAGGCUGGCUACGACUUCAGCAGCCUGGUUGGGAAGGUGUAUGAGGAGCACAGCACAUCGAACUGCAUGAACUUCGGUGGCCUCUCAGCCCCCCACGGGCAGGCUGGGUUCUGUGUGGGGGGCAGCACUGCCCGCUCCCUGGGCUGCGGCAGCGAGGAGGGCGGCUGCGGCGGCCGCAGGAGGAGCCUGGGGGAUGAGUCCCUGUCGGGGUUUGACAAGUCGUCACCUCUUCCCUCCUGGGGAGGAGACUUUGAGAGCUCUGUCUGGAGCCUGGAUCUGCAGGGGAACCUCAUCGUGGCUGGCCGCAGUAACGGCAAGCUGGAGGUGUGGGAUGCUAUCGAAGGCACUCUGCGCAGCAGUAACGAUGAAAGUCAGUCUGGCAUCACAGCCCUCGUGUUCCUGAACAACAGGAUCGUUGCUGCCCGGCUGAAUGGCUCCUUGGAUUUCUUCUCGCUGGAAACACACACAUCCUUGAACCACCUGCAGUUCCGAGGAGCCCCGAGCAGAAGCAGCAUCCCAUCCUCCCCAUUGUUCAGCAGCAGCGAUGUCAUCGUGUGCCAGCUCACCCACACCGUGUCCUGCGCCCACCAGAAGCCCAUCACAGCACUGAAGGCUGCAGCAGGACGGCUGGUCACGGGCAGCCAGGACCACACGCUGAGGGUGUUCCGCCUGGAGGACUCGUGCUGCCUGUUCACACUGCAGGGCCACUCAGGAGCAAUCACUGCUGUGUACAUAGAUCAGACGAUGGUGCUGGCGAGUGGAGGGCAGGAUGGGGCCAUCUGCCUGUGGGACGUGCUGACGGGCAGCAAAGUGAGCCACAUGUAUGCGCACCGUGGGGACGUCACCUCCCUCACCUGCACCACGUCCUGCGUCAUCAGCAGCGGCCUGGAUGACGUGAUCAGCAUCUGGGACCGCAGCUCAGGGAUCAAACUCUACUCCAUCCAGCAGGAGAUGGGCUGCGGCUCCAGCCUGGGCGUCAUCUCCGACAACCUGCUGGUGACGGGCGGGCAGGGCUGCGUCUCCUUCUGGGACAUCGGCUACGGCGACCUGCUGCAGACCGUCUACCUGGGGAAGAGCAAUGAGUCGCAGCCCGCGCGGCAGAUCCUCGUGCUGGAGAACGCCGCCAUCGUCUGCAACUUCGGCAGCGAGCUCAGCCUGGUCUACGUGCCCUCCGUGCUGGAGAAACUGGACUGAGGAGGGCCGGGUGCUGCAGGCCGGGCGGAUGCGGCGAUGGGACGGACCCGGAUCUGCAGCUGUGCGGGGCUCUGCCGCCUCUGAACUGCUCCGUGUGCAGCGCUCCGUGGCGGCUGCCGGGCUGCACACACACAGCGCUGCGGCGCUCCCUGCGCCGCUCCCGGGCCGCGCGGGGCGGUCAGAGGUCGCUGUGUGCGCUGUUGGAGGCACUGCGCUCCGCUCCGGCGCCCGGCGUGGGACGGGAGCUGCAGGGCUGGUGGCUGCAGCAGGAAACGGUGGUUCCCUGAGCCGGGCAGGCGUUGGGGAAAGCGAAUGAAGGCAGUGGGUGUGUGAGGGCGGAGCCGGGGAGCUCGGGUGUCUGCCUCGCUGCCGCACGGCCACAGCCCCAUUGGCCGCAGUGCUCCGUGGGGCAGCAGAGGCUCCGCGCACUCAGCACAGCGCUCUGCGGCUGCGGGCUCCGUGCUCGGCGUGGCCCCGCGUGCCUUAAGCUGUGCCCGGGCGGCCGUGCGGGGUGCGGGCUGUGCCGCAGCGGUCCCUGCCCUAUUUAUUUAUAUGCUGUAUAUAUUUAUUUAUUCUGGCAGGAGAGUGCGGGAGCCGCCCCAGGCCCCGUCUGCAGCAGCAGCGCCUCCUCCUCCUCCUCGUCCUGGCGCUGGGGGUGAGGGCCGCAGGGCACACCUUCUGCUCGGGGUUACGGCCGUUCCGCAGCGGUUUCUAAUGCUCUUUUCGCUCAAGUAAACGACGCCGAUGUCUGUUCCGCGACCCCCACUGAUUGUAGGGGCAGCGCCGCGGCCCGGGGGCAGCUGCAGGGGGGGAGGUGGGACACAGCCCGGCGCAGCGCCCGCCCCGCACCUCGGGUGGCCUUAAGCGCUGCUGUACGCCCCGUGCUGUACAGCGGGAGCAUUUUUGUAUCGUGUUUUCUAUGUGUACAAAGACCCCUCCAUUAAACAGAACUAACCCCA
Molecule: messenger RNA, 5342 nt
Organism: Gallus gallus (chicken)
Lineage: Eukaryota; Metazoa; Chordata; Aves; Galliformes; Phasianidae
Gene: SCAP
Product: SREBF chaperone
Exons: 24
Coding region: 412-4383 (1323 amino acids)
Biological process (GO): SREBP signaling pathway
Cellular component (GO): Golgi membrane; endoplasmic reticulum membrane
Molecular function (GO): protein binding; sterol binding
Source: RefSeq, a predicted model, not a curated record